Messenger RNA from Pelobates fuscus (common spadefoot toad), 4008 nucleotides. It is a transcript of the gene ABHD4, whose product is annotated as abhydrolase domain containing 4, N-acyl phospholipase B. The transcript has 7 exons. Gene Ontology annotation, cellular component: mitochondrion; lipid droplet. Gene Ontology annotation, biological process: phosphatidic acid biosynthetic process; lipid homeostasis. Gene Ontology annotation, molecular function: phosphatidylcholine lysophospholipase A1 activity; lysophosphatidic acid acyltransferase activity. NCBI's taxonomy places the organism in Eukaryota, Metazoa, Chordata, Amphibia, Anura, Pelobatidae. The record is from RefSeq and is a predicted model, not a curated record. Bases 193 to 1251 code for a protein of 352 amino acids.
UUUAGAAUCCUGCCUACUUUUGUUGUUCUCGGCAUUCUAUCCACGCCCGCUGCUAGUCUUAACAUUCUAUCCACGCCUACUGUAAAUAUUUUGUAAGCUCUCAUCGUUCUCAGUCCUCCCACAUGCUUUCACUCCGCCCAGUGACAUUUUUUUCCUGUUUCUGUGCCGAUCAGCUGCUGUUCCUGUUGUGUAAUGCCUGGACUUCAGGAACCAAAUCCUGUGAUGGCCGAGGAGCUGGAGGAACAAUCACAGAGUUGGAUAAGUGGCUGGAUUCCGUCGUGGUGCCCAACCUCCAUGUCUAAACUAAAAGCUGUUGAGUCAAAGAUCCUUCAGUGCAUUCAGAACAAAUUUUCUGCUCGCUAUGUGUCUCUGCAAGAUCAAAACAAGAUAUGGACACUAACGGUUAAUCCAGAGGUUCGUGACAAGACUCCCCUUGUGAUGCUCCAUGGUUUUGGAGGAGGAGUUGGCCUCUGGAUUCAGAACAUAGACCCUCUAAGUAGUCGACGGACUCUCCAUGCCUUCGACUUGUUAGGGUUUGGUCGCAGCUCACGGCCAAUUUUCCCAAGUGAUCCCGAAGGAGCAGAGGAACAGUUUGUAUCAUCCAUUGAACAGUGGAGAGAGGAGAUGGGAAUAGGAGAUAUGAUCCUCUUGGGACACAGUCUUGGAGGCUUUCUGGCUGCCUCUUACACGAUCAAAUAUCCCCAGAGGGUAAAACACCUCAUUCUAGUCGAUCCAUGGGGAUUCCCAGUUCUGCCAACAGACCCCAGUGAAGUACGUUCCCCUCCAACAUGGGUUAAAGCUGUGGCUGCAGUACUGGGACGAUCCAAUCCCUUGGCAGUUGUAAGAGCAGCUGGACCCUGGGGCCCUAGAUUGGUGCAGAGAUUUCGUCCAGACCUGAAAAGGAAGUUUGAGGAUUUCUUUGACGACGAUACUAUCAUGGAAUAUAUCUAUCACUGUAAUGCACAGACACCUAGCGGUGAGAGUGCCUUUAAGACCAUGAUGGAGAAAUUUGGUUGGGCUAAACGCCCAAUGUUGUCCCGUAUUCAGUUGAUCCCAAAAGACCUACCUAUCACCUUUAUCUAUGGAGCAGAGACUUGGAUUGACAGAACUACAGGAGAGCGAGUGAAAGAGGAGAGGCCAAACUCGUAUGUGGAAACACUGGCAAUCAAAGGAGCUUCUCACCACGUGUAUGCAGAUCAACCUAGCACCUUCAAUCAAAUGGUCGAAGAGAUCUGUGAAGCUGUAGACUGAAAGCAUGUGCAAGGAUUAAAAAAAACAGUACUUGUAUGGUGUAGCACAAGAACUGAUUCUUUACCUUUUUUUUUUUUUUUUUUACGUUGAAAGAAUAGACUGACUCGUACAUCAGCUUUGUUCUUCUAACUGGUGGGCUGAUAUUGCGCAUAGUACAUAAGUGCUAGCUGCCAAUUUGUUCACUUGCAAUUACAUAGAAUGUAGUGCUAUUGCAAAGCCAAGUUUCUUCCAUUUCUUUCUUCCUUUCUAAACAAUACCCUGUCUUUACAUUUCUUGGAAUGAGCAGAUGCAAAAGCAUAAUGAUUGUCCCAAUUACUGAAAUGUGCUGGACUUUAAGAAAAGUACGAUGCUCCGGAUCAGUUUUAUUAUCUUUCUACAGUUGAAUUGGUAGGUGGGAUUAUUUAUGGUGCUGGAUGUUUGCCCUACUAGGCAUGUAUCUUAGAGCCAUUUAAUUGAAAGUUAUCCAAUUUGGUUGCUCAAUCCUUACAUUCAAUGCUUGUUCCAAGAUCUGCCCAUUGGAAAAAAAAAUGUGUCUGAUGUCCAAAAAUAUAAAAGCACAUGAGCAGCCUAAAUUUGCUCCUACCAGUAAGAAGCACAUGGACUAUUUGAUGUCCACUUCCAUGUCUUCAAUGUGAGAAAGUCUAUCCUUAGUACAUGUGAGACUUGGCAUGCAUGUUGUUAGAACUACCUCCUAGCUAUAACUUAUGAUUUGCCAUUUGUACUGAAAUUAACAUUGAUAUUUCACUAUGUAGUGAUUUGUAAUGUGUAAUCUUUGUAUUGGUUUGUUUGAUUAAUGUUUGGUUCGUUAACGUCUUUGUUUCAUUUGACAAAAAUGUUUGUAACUAUUUGAGACCAUUGUUUUGCUGUAGUGACAUACGGUGGCUAUUUUUUUGAAUUACACACAGAACAAAACAUAAAAGGCAAAUCAUGAUAAAAUACUAAGAUCGAUAAGAAAUCUAUAAUUAUAUUGCUUCUGUUAUGUACACAAAAAUACAUAUAUUGAUGUUCUGCUGGUCAUAUAAUUGAUGCUCACUGCCUAAAAGCUGAAAAAUCUCUUUGAACUCAGGAAAAAAAAACCAAAAAACUAUGGUGCUUACAUUAUGACCUGUCCUCCCAUUUGAGCAGACAGGAGAGAAUUCAACAUUUUCUAUGUAUAAUUCCUAAUUUCCUUGAUUAUGCAGUAACUAUAUAUAGUAUAGUUUGUUUCCCUUUUAUAUCUUAAGGUAACUUAGUUUUUAAAAGGAAUCUGUAAUAUUUCUGUUUUGUCCCUUACAAUGUAUAAUAGUAUCAUGACCAUGCUUGCCAAUAUUUGGUGGGGUCAAUGGCAUGAUAUCUCCUUUACCCUCUUCCAGUGGGAUCAGGAAUUUAGCUGCUCUAGGCAAAAUUAGGUAGUCCUUAAGUAAAAGAAGGCAGGACAGUUUGCCCCCAAUGUGAGAGAGUGUGACAAACCGUAGUCGGUGAAUUUUCAGCAUGUGAACACAAUUUACCCGGUCUAUAAAUGUAAGCUUUUUUUCCAGAAGGACAAAAAGCGGCUGUUAUACUGUGAGCAUUGGUUGUAAAUCCAUCUUUACUAUAUAUGGCCAUAAAGCCCAUUUUAAUAAAAAAAAAAAAAAAUGUGCCUAGCAGACGUGCUGCUAUAAAAGUGUUUGUUUUUGAAAAUGUAUUUUGUAUGCAUUUUUCUGCCAGUUAUGCCACAAAUAAGUACCAAAUUAACGUAUUAACCUGCUUAUUAUCGUUUGCUCAUUUGAGCAAAUAAGCAAUUUUGUAGCAUUAAAUGAACAGUAGCAAAUGGCAAAUAUGGUUGAUACACUUAUUUAAAUGUAUUUUUAUUUGCUAAACCUAGGCCUUAAUUUUCAGUGGCCUCAUUUUUAACAGAAACAUUUUUUACAGUGGAGGUCUGUGGUAGGGAAUUGGUGUUGCUACCUCCUAAUCAUGAAAACACACUUGUAGCAGACUCAUAUUUUCAGCACCAUUAACCUGAACUGGCUGAGGACCUAAUAUUUGGGUUCAUUCACUAAACCAGAAAUUGUAAAAAAGGGAAUUUUAAAUAUUAGGCCAGACUAUUUGAAUUGGAAACAUUUUUCAGUUGUGUAAAAUGCCUUGUGAUUCCCCAUAUAUUUCUGGUUUUAGUAAAUAACUAAAAUAAUGCAAAAUGUUCUUGAAGUGCCUUGUAUAACUAAACCUCUUUCAUAACACAUGUGCCAAAUAGCUUUGUAUUUCCUUAUCUUUGCCAGCUGACUAGAACAUGAUACAUGUUUAAGUGGUGAUGAGAUGAUUCAAGAUUUCACUGACCAUAUUAGUUAGCUGCCUAAUCACAAAAGAAGAAAAAAAAGUCACCUAGGCACAGUUCUACAUUUUUUUUUUUAUAGUUCCCAUAGCAUUAUCUAAAUUCUAUUAUAUUUAAAGGAACACUAUAGGCACCCAGACCACUUCAGCUCAUUGCAGUGGUCUGGGUGCAACAUCCCAGGCCCCUUAACUCUGCAAUUGUACUUUUUGCAGGUUUUGAUAAACUGCAAUAAUUACCUUGGAGUGGCUGUGUGUACCAGACAACCACUAGAUGGACUUCUGGGUGGUUAGGCAACUUUUGGUCUCCUAACUGAUGCUGGACAUCCUCACAUUCUGCAUGAGGACAUCCAGCAUUACCCAAAGCCCCCACAGGAAAGCAUUAUACGAUGCUUUCCUAUGGGGAAAGUCCUAAUGUGAGAGCAGCGCUUGCCACACAUGCACAUUAGGUCUCCCCUGCCAUCUUAAAAAGAG